Molecule: messenger RNA, 788 nt
Organism: Scleropages formosus (Asian bonytongue)
Lineage: Eukaryota; Metazoa; Chordata; Actinopteri; Osteoglossiformes; Osteoglossidae
Gene: chchd2
Product: coiled-coil-helix-coiled-coil-helix domain containing 2
Exons: 4
Coding region: 137-616 (159 amino acids)
Biological process (GO): mitochondrion organization; positive regulation of transcription by RNA polymerase II
Cellular component (GO): mitochondrion; nucleus
Molecular function (GO): sequence-specific DNA binding
Source: RefSeq, a predicted model, not a curated record
AGGGGCUGACUCUAUAUGAUGUAACACUAGAAGAUUCCGGAGCUGUUGUCUGCAUUCUACACAAGGUCGCCGGUGCUGCGUGUUGACGUUUAACGUGGUUUAAUUCAUUAAGCAGGGAUACUUUUUCCUUCUGAAGAUGCCAAGAGGAAGCAGAAGUCGAACGUCCAGGAUGGCUCCACCAGCCAGCCGGGCACCCCCAUCACCACCCCCCAUGGCUAGGGCUGCCCCACCUCCCUCCUCAGUACCUGCUCAUGCUCCUCCAUCUGCUAUGGCAGCCCCUGCCACUGCCCCCAGACAGCCGGGAAUGUUCGCCCAGAUGGCGAGCACAGCAGCUGGUGUUGCUGUAGGCUCUGCGGUGGGCCACACCAUAGGGCAUGCCAUGACUGGUGGCUUCAGUGGUGGAGGGAGCUCAGAGGCAGCCAGGCCUGAUAUCACCUAUCAGGAGCCCUAUUCCCAGGCCCAGCCCAUGUACCAGCAGCAGCCACUGCAACAGAACCCAUGUGCAUAUGAGAUGAAGCAGUUCCUAGAGUGUGCCCAGAACCAGAGUGACCUCAGGCUGUGUGAGGGCUUCAGUGAGGUGCUGAAGCAGUGCAAGUUUUCAAAUGGGCUGUCAUGAAAAAUUCAAAACUGAAGCCGGAAAUGAAUAUACAUUAAUCCAGCAUCCAGGCUUUAUGUAAUAUAGGUGUAAUUCUACAGAAUUCUGACUUAAUUGCCACCAUGUUUUAUAUUUUAUUGUACUUAGAACAAUAAGGGUAAUUAUCAUUGUAAAUGCAUGACUGCUAGUUGUC